Molecule: messenger RNA, 1989 nt
Organism: Zophobas morio
Lineage: Eukaryota; Metazoa; Arthropoda; Insecta; Coleoptera; Tenebrionidae
Product: probable cytochrome P450 4d14
Exons: 9
Coding region: 114-1628 (504 amino acids)
Molecular function (GO): iron ion binding; monooxygenase activity; heme binding
Source: RefSeq, a predicted model, not a curated record
AAUACCUGCACACGUUUAUUUUAUGCUUAAAACCGGCUUCUUCUUUUGUCGUCAGCAAAAAUCAAGCAAUAAAUGUGAAACUUAUACGCAAGGUAAACAACACACUGAAUUCAAUGCUUUAUUAUAAACGCAUUUGUGCAUUGUGCAGUGUACACAGAAUGGCAAUUCUAGUGUUGUCAGUUUUGGUUCUUUUACUGUCACUCUACUUUCGUCUGAAGAAAAGACAAAAGAACGACGGUUUGAACAAGUUUCCCGAAGGGCCCUCACACCCACUUCUUGGUCAUUUGCCACUAAUGACAUCAACCACAGACGUCAUAGAUGUUAGCAUGCAACUCAUCAGAAACCAUGGGAAAACCGUAAAAAUAAGAAUAGGGCCAAAAAUUUUGCCCAUGCGUACUUCUCUUCUGACUGCCGACUCUCACUUAACCGAGUUUAUUUUAAGCGGUAACAAAAUUUUGAAAAAAACGGAAAAUUAUCAGUUCUUGAAACACUGGUUGCGAAAAGGGCUGCUGAUAAGCGACGGUGAUUAUUGGAAAAGGCACCGAAAAAUUUUGACUCCAGCCUUCCACCUUGAGGUACUGAAAGAGUUUGUUCAGGUUUUCGAAUCGGUGGGUGACGUACUGAUUGAAAAGCUGAGACGGUGUGAAGGGACACCUAGUUGUGAUUUGCAUCCUUUUGUUACGUUGUGUACUCUGGACGUCAUCUGUGAGACGGCCAUGGGUACAAAAAUGAACGUCCAAAGCGGGAAAAACUCCCACUAUGUUCAAAGCGUGAAAAAAACAUGUCGAAUCAUCAUUGAAAGAAGUAUGUCAACUUUAAAGCUUACUGAUACGACAUUCUGGUUGUGCAGAGAUUUCUACACUCUAAAGAACGAGUUAAAAGUUUUGCACGAUUUCACACACAACGUGAUCAAUUCCAAGAAAAAUAAUAAAUCCAUCGAUAAGAAUACUAAAAGACUGGCGUUUCUAGAUCUGCUCUUGAAGUUUUCUCAAGAUGAAAAUAUUCUCAGCACUGACGAAAUUCGCGAGGAAGUUGAUACGUUCAUGUUCGCGGGACAUGACACAACAGCCUCUGGAAUUUGUUUCACGUUGUACUGCUUGGCUGAUCAUCCCGAAGUUCAAAAACAAGCUCUCCAAGAACAAAAAGAUUUAUUCGGUGACGAGAAAAAUCCUGUCAUAACUUACCCAGACUUGCAAAACAUGAAAUAUCUAGAACAAGUUAUCAAAGAAAGCUGUCGGCUGUAUCCUCCAGUGCCUAUAAUAGGACGAUACACGACAGAAGACACAGAAUUUGAUGGUUGUUUAAUCCCGAAAUACACCAACAUCAUGCUUUUCAUUUACGGUUUACACAGAGAUCCGGAUUAUUUCCCGGAACCAGAAAAAUUUAAGCCCGAAAGAUUCGACAAUUUUGACGGUUCCUUAUCAUACACUUAUAUUCCGUUUAGUGCUGGUUCGCGAAGUUGUAUUGGUCAAAAAUUCGCCAUGUUGGAAAUGAAAAGUAUUAUUUCGAAAAUCGUGCGACAUUUUGAAAUAAAACCGACAUCUCCAAGGCACGAGGUGAAGUUGUCCGCAGAAACUGUUUUGAAAUCAUUGAAUGGAAUCAAGGUCACACUUAAGAAACGACCCUGAAAAAAGUGUUAAUGGGUUUUCAGUAUUUUUUUACAAGAAUAUAUACAAGAGCUCUUGUGACAAUAUUCAAAACAUGGAGAAGAUCAUAACAACCCUGGAUCUACACAGAACCUCAUUUACCAUCCUACAGUGACCAUAAUCUCUCCUCCCUUGGGUCGGUACCUGCGGUGGGUUGGUCCUUUGGGUUGCAUAGUUACAAAAAAUAAUUCUUCUCACUGGAACUGAUUUUGUAGGCGACAACUGGGCACCCCAGAUACGUACAUUUUUUUACGACAUAUUUUUUUUACGAAUACUUUGUCUAAGACGAGCUUGUUUCAUAGACGAACAAUAUUUUUUUGUUAUUAAACCAGGACCGUUUUAA